AGUUCGAAUACUUAUGUUGCUCAACAUUCUUAUAAUUCUCCCAAGCUGUCUAGUAAAAUGGAGUCAAUGUGUCUUUCAACCUUUCAAAAUACUCAAGCUAAUCCAAUGAAAACCUCCACUACAAGUUCGGCAACUCAAGUGUCAACUGUUUUCAAAAAUGAGGUAGCCGAGUUACAAUGCGAACUGUCGAAAACACGGAAAAAACUGAAUGAGAUGAGAGAGCAACUGAUUAAAAUGGAGGAAUUGCUGCAUAUGCAUAGACUGCGUCUGUUGAAUGCAGAGCAUACAAGUACCCGUGAAAGUCCUGCAAAACUUUUCAAAUCUCGAAUUCUCAAAAAGCAUCUGAUGUCCACGACUUCUAAUGUACAUUAUUACAAAGGGAAUGACUAUAGACCUUCUGUUGGAAUUAUACUACAAAAAAUGGGAAAUCGAGUGGUGAAGAUAUUAGACAUCAAAGAUCACUCAGUUCAUAACAGACACCUGGACAAAGUGACAAUAAAUGAAGUAGGUCGUUCCAAUUAUUAUUUUAAUGAUUCCGCUAAUAAUCCUGAUUUUGUAGAUAAUUCAGAAAUAAGUCCAGAUAAUACUGAUGAAAAUAAUAUCACAGAAUCAGUUAGAAGGUCGCAGCUACUUGCAAGCAAACCGAGACAUCGUUAUAAAUACGCAAGGAGAUAUUCGACGUGUGGCGGAUGUGGUGAUUGACAAUUUCUAUCUCUGUAUUGUUUAAAUACUUACUGUUGAUUGUUAAUAUGUUUCUUAUAUGAAUUGCAUAAUAAUUCCGCUAAAUACAAAUUCCU
Messenger RNA from Trichobilharzia regenti, 797 nucleotides. Lineage: Eukaryota; Metazoa; Platyhelminthes; Trematoda; Strigeidida; Schistosomatidae. The record is from the annotation of a GenBank genome assembly.